CGCCAUAGCAUUUACAAACCUAACCCGCCAUUUUCAAUAGAGCGUCACUCGUGCAAUUUUUCUUAAUAAUAUUUGUUUUGUGAUAAAUAUAAUUUAUAUUCAACUUUGAUUUGCAAUAAUCUCGUCGCAGUAGCAAAAAAAAGAGAUAAUGUCUCAAUUCAAUUUUGUGAGCGACUUGCAAAAUGCCUUAAUACUGGAUGGAGAAACGCGCGGACCGCCGCCAAGAUGGCAGAAGAAGCUGGAGGCGUCGCUGAAUGGUAGUGUAAAUACCACCCGAUCGGUGCUGUCGGUAUCAUACAAUACCAGUUUCUCUGGCGUCCAGGCGCCCAUUAAAACUCCGGGCAAAUGUGCCGAUGCAAAAGCCAACAAAAAGCAAACACCGACAAAGACGCCAGGAGGCGGAGAUCGCUUUAUACCCAAUCGGGCGGCUACCAACUUUGAGUUAGCACACUUCUUGGUAAAAUCGGAGAAAGGAGAAGAGGAGAACAAUGAUAGCAAUGAGAAUAAUGUAAAGGCUUCGGCUCACAAAGAUGAGCGACAGAAGCUUAUUGCGGAAGUGGCCCAGGUGCCGGAAAGUGGACAAGCAGCCGGAGGCUCUCGCAUAUUGUGCUAUCAAAAUAAAGCACCAGCUGCACCUGAGUCCCAUACAAAUCCCCUCAAGGUUGUCUACUCCAUUAAGACUCCCAUAUCGACGAAAAGCGGUUCGCGCUAUAUACCCACCACAUCUGAGAGAAUUCUGGAUGCUCCAGAUUUUAUCAAUGAUUACUAUCUAAACCUAAUGGACUGGAGCGGAGAUAAUAUUGUAGCCGUUGCCUUGGGCAGUUGUGUGUACCUGUGGAAUGCGGCCAGUGGCAACAUUGAACAGCUAACUGAAUUUGAAGAGGGCGACUAUGCUGGCUCCUUGUCCUGGAUUCAAGAGGGCCAAGUUCUGGCCAUUGGCAAUAGCACUGGCGCCGUAGAGCUCUGGGAUUGCUCGAAGGCCAAGCGUCUGCGUGUCAUGGAUGGCCACAGUGCCCGGGUUGGUUCAUUGGCUUGGAAUUCGUUUCUGGUCUCAUCGGGCGGACGUGAUGGUCUAAUCAUUCACCAUGAUGUACGCUCAGCUAACCAUAAAAUUUCCUCACUUUCGGGUCACAAUCAAGAGGUCUGCGGUCUUAAAUGGUCAACAGAUUUCAAAUAUCUGGCCAGUGGUGGCAAUGAUAACCUGGUUAAUGUCUGGCCAUUGGCCUUAAGUGGUGUGGGCACAGCCACAGAGCCAUUACAUCAAUUUAAUGAACAUCAGGCAGCUGUCCGUGCCUUGGCCUGGUGUCCCUGGCAACCGAAUACUUUGGCCACUGGCGGCGGCACAGCCGAUCGGUGUAUUAAGUUCUGGAAUGUAAGCAACGGUUCGCUCAUCAAGUCCGUCGACUCCAAGUCACAGGUUUGUGCCCUGCUCUUCUCUCGCCACUACAAGGAAUUGAUAUCGGCUCAUGGUUUUGCCAACAAUCAAUUGACCAUCUGGAAAUAUCCCACUAUGGUGAAACAGGCUGACCUAACCGGUCACACAUCUCGAGUUCUCCAAAUGGCCAUGUCUCCCGAUGGCAGUACAGUGAUCAGUGCCGGAGCAGAUGAGACUUUACGUCUGUGGAAUUGUUUUGCUCCCGAUCCAUUGGCUUCCAAAAAAGUAUCCAGUGUCAAGAGCAUGGCCAAACAGAGUGUUUUCCGGCAGAGCAUACGUUAACAAACAGGAGGCUAUAACCAAAAUUUUAUUUUCCAAAACGUUCUCAAUUUUCUUCGAAUUUCUUAGCAUGUUCUUUUCUAAUUUGCCAUAUUUAUAUUUUUGGAUUUAAGUUGAAAUUCCCUGACAAAUUGUUAAAUUAGAAUUAGUUGUAGUAGUUUAUUUUAAUUAAUUGGUUUUUUUAAGCUAUAUUCUAGACAAAUGUGAAAAUUUUAUUAUGUGCUUGCUGCUAAAUGACAAAGCGAUAUAAUUUUGUGAUUGUAUAAUGACUUUAUGUGAAACUAGCUAUUUAACUUUUGACUCUUUUAUGAACAAUUAAUAAUUUUAUGUAAUACUAUAUAUGUCCUUGCAAAAGAUUUGAAUUUCAAAACGUUUAUGAUAAAUUUACAUCUAUAUAUAGUUCAAACUACUCGCUGUCUUUAUUAGGAUAUUCAUUAUGAAUCAAUUUAUGAUUAUGAAUUAAAAUAUCCUGAUUAUAUAGUCUGCAAGGACAUACAUAUAUGUAAUUCGUUGAGACGACCGUUUUGUUAUCUCUUAAAUAAAAGUUAAUUUCAUUAUGUUUA
Drosophila willistoni is the source of this 2277-nucleotide messenger RNA. It is a transcript of the gene fzy, whose product is annotated as cell division cycle protein 20 homolog. The coding region runs from base 149 to 1717 and encodes 522 amino acids. Gene Ontology annotation, biological process: anaphase-promoting complex-dependent catabolic process; positive regulation of ubiquitin protein ligase activity; positive regulation of anaphase-promoting complex-dependent catabolic process. The transcript has 3 exons. Gene Ontology annotation, cellular component: anaphase-promoting complex. NCBI's taxonomy places the organism in Eukaryota, Metazoa, Arthropoda, Insecta, Diptera, Drosophilidae. Gene Ontology annotation, molecular function: ubiquitin ligase activator activity; anaphase-promoting complex binding; protein binding. The record is from RefSeq and is a predicted model, not a curated record.